CGAUGAGGAGAAGUGGCACAAAGCCAGCAGAGAGGACAGAGAAAAGUUGUUAGACAUCUGGAAGGACAGUCAUGGAACAGAUCCAUCUGACUGGAGCUCUGCUGCCGAGGAGGGACAAGAGUUUCAUCCCAUCUUCUGCUCCUGUCUGCCCGUCUCACUGCUCCCAUCUCUAAUUGUCUCUCCUCUUGGCUGGCGCUGCAACGUGGCUGUCUCUGCAGUGAAAGUGCUAGCUGGCAGAAUCUCCUUGUAUGAACCCUGACUCUGCGCAGUGAGUUAGCCGCUCUGCCGCUGUCCUGUCCACACUGACUCAGCUGUUCGAGCAGGGACCGCAGGACCAGUCUUUUCACAUCUGUGUAACUGGAGCAUUUAAGGAGGCGUUUUAGCUGACACCUAACAGAGAAACCGAGCUGUGUUGAGGAAUAUCCUGGACUGGAUCCUGCAGCAUCAUUUGUUUUAAGGCUCAGUGAGCUGCCAUGGAAGUUCGGUGGACUGGGGCUGAACCCCUGAGGCUGGGCUCUCCAAAUGCAGCCAUCAGCCUCAUCUUCACUUUGAUGUUUGGUGUGUGGUCUGCUCAGGGUCUGGAGAUGUCUGUGGGGAAGAUUCCCUUUUUAGAGGCGGUGAAUGGUUCCACAGUCAUGCUGCCUUGCACAUAUGCCAGCUGUAUUGGCAUAAGAAACCUGUACUUCAACUGGCAAUACAACGACAAUGGCACCAUGACAAAGGUGUGUGAAGCAGAGAUACCUUCGGAGGACUCCGACCCACCGGUGAAAAUAUUUAGAGACCGAGUGGAGUUUGUGGGAAAGAACAUUAAAAACAACGUCUCCAUUUUGUUGUGGAACAUCACCUUUGAAGAUGCAGGCCAGUACACGUGUUUUGGACGUAAUCCCAAAGAGAUGAACAAGAACCACAGCACCAUCUUCACCCUCAUCGUGGUGGACGAGUUGAGGGUGGUGGACAACACGGUGACCAUCAUCAUUGCCUCAGCUGUGGGCGGAGCCAUAGCUUUUCUGAUGGGCUUCAUGUUGCUUAAGAACUUCACCCUAUAUGUUCUUGCCAAACUUGAAGAGAAAAAUAAAGAGUGCCUUGUAACUUCAUCAGGGAUUGACAACACAGAAAAUGGCCUGUCAGGAUCCAAAGGCGAAUCAAAACCGACACCAAAAAAGAAGUGAGAGAGAGCAAUCAAAACAUCAGCUCUCAGAUUUAUAUAUUAGCUAAUUCGUACAAGCUGGUGAGUUAGCAUGUCAUCUUUAGGUUAAAAGCUCAAGCUGGGGCAUUUAACUUGGAAAAUGUACAUUUGCACAUAACUGCACCACCUGAGAGGUAACUAUGCAGAUGACAGACAACAAAUAUUAGGUAAGUCAGGACACCGAACACAAUAUCAGAAUUAUGAUUUAUUUAGAGCAUUUGACCAAAAAUGAGCCUCGGGUUCUCUUUUGUUGUUUACUGUUUAGACGAGUUGGCUUUAUUUCCAUCAAACAUCCAGUCCGACUGUAGCUUUUCUUACAAAUAACACUUAUUAAAAUAAUUAUUUGACUGUUUUUCACCUGAAGUUCAAACCAAAAUACUUUUCAGGCACUUAAAUCAAGAAAAAUGCAACGUAAUAAAUGCUUGGCAGAACUGUUCUACAAUAAAUAACAAAUUCAAAACAUCAUUCCAGCCAUUCAUUCUCUACUUCUCAUCGAAUGCUGGAUAGGGGAAGAAACAAUUCAUGGAAGGAAAUCCAGUCAUGCUUUUCCCCAGUGACACUCUUGAGCUCCUUCUAGGGAAUUCUGAGGGAACUCCCGGCCAGGGUGGAUAUACAAUCCCUCCAGUAAAUUCCAGGCCUCCUUCCAGAGGGAUGUCCCAGGAAAAUCUCAAGAGUAAGGUAACCAGAAGGCAUCUUAAUGAGACGCCCAAAUCACCUUCUGCUUUUUUUAAAUGCAAAGAAGCAGCAACUCUGCUCCCAGCUCCCCCAGGAAGAUGGGGCUCCUCAUUUUAUCUCUAAAGCCUAGUUUAUCCUCCUCCGUCAGCUGGGCUGUGGAGGCAGGAACACAUGUUGCAGGAGAUGUUUUCCUUUCCCACUUCUCCGAUACUUGGGCAGUUUUGCAAAGCAAUUGCCCACCAGGACAACAGGGGGCGUAGCACUUUUCUGAGGGUGGUGAGGCUAUCCCGCCACCAUUGCAGUCAUCGCUCUGGUCAACAGUAGUGUACUUACUACUGUGUCUGUAUUCCAGAGACCUCUUCAUGCAGUCACCACCUCCAAACCCAUGUCUCCUUCAACUCCCUUCCACAAAUUAGCUACAAAUCUUUGUUCUCUUUUAUUGAAGGGCUUUAGAAAUGUUUAUAACAUUGGUCUUCUUCCACAAGAUGUUCUUUUAUCUGUUUCAUGUUUGCUGCAUAUAUCUUCAGCACUUGUUUGUUUAUGUAUUAAUUUUUUGGGGAAAUGGUGAUACUGUUGACGAAUUCAAAACAAGUGGUGUGCCGACUAACCUGUGCUUUCCCUGAUCUCCAAAAUCAGGCAUAUCUCUGUCCUCCUCUGUUGGUCUGCCACAGAGCGCUUGUGAUGAUGGAUCUUGGCAUUGUGUGUCUCCGCACCGCAAGUUUAAGGCUGAACCCAGCUACCCUAUAGAGAACAUCUUUUAGUUGCUUGUAUGUGUGAUCUUGUUCUUUGGUCAUUAUCCAGAUGUGGCAGUGUGAGCGUCCUGUCACAGUGUCCCGACUGAUCAUGCGCCAUGGCAUCUUGGCCAAGGGGAUGUCCCUUUGGCUGACUGGUAAACGCGCAUGACUCUCACCUGGGAGUCUGGGGAUCGAAUCCCACCCAGGCCCUCGUUUCUCCACCUUGCCACACAAAUAAUGUGACCAUGGAGGAGGGCUAGACAAUGGAUAAACUGGUAAAGCAAAAGCUUUCGGCACUGCUCCUUCCCCUUGACCUUGAACAAUGCCCUCAUUAUUAGAUGAGACCCAGAUCCAUUAUUCCAUCUCUCAUUCUUUCUUAUUGCCACUCACAAACAAAACACCAAUGUACCUAAACUCUACCUCUUGAGGCAGAGACUCACUUCCAACCCAGAGGGGGAUCCCACCUUCUCCUGUUUGAAAUCCAUGGACUCAGGUUGGCUACUCAGCAAUGGUGAUAAUCUGGUCCACUGUUCCAUGACUUGAACAAAAGCCACACCGCCCCCCGGAUGUGACUUUUGGUUGAGACAUGUGAUCCCUUAAUAGCUAGAACAUAACCAUAUUUUAAAAAAUUGUGGCUGUCACCCCACAGACACCAUUUUCCAUGCAACACUGAAGAGGUUUGUCAACCAUAUGAUAGUCCAAAAAUACCCAGAUCCUUCAGGAUUUCAGAGCAAAUUUAAUCUAACCCUGGCACCCAGCUGGGGCCCAUCACAUGUUAGUGACUGCUACCAAUGUGACAGCUUCCAGUCCUCAGCCUGCUUCGUCAUUGAGGUAUAUAGUAACUGAAUCUAGGACAAUCCUCAGUGGUCUUUCCACCACUCACAAACUUGGGUCAGCAGUGCCCAAACAAAACCAUACACUGCUUUCCUUUCCUGGGUCGUUGCAUAAUUUGCCAAAAGCUUUUCAAGGCAAACUGAAAGUCCUUUUAUGUGGCCUCUCCAAAUUCCUCUCACACCUGAGAUGUUGUUCCAAAGCCACUGAAGCACCAGUCGUCCUGGACAAGUGAUGCAUAUGCACCAAUAGGUUCUCUAGAUACCACCAGGGCAGGCACCCAUGGAGGUUUAGAACAUUUGGUCUCCAUGUCACCAGUCUUCCCUUGGACAUGUAGAAAACUCUCCUGUAGGUGAAUUUACACGAUGGGUGUGAAUUUAAGAUAUCUUUGAAUAUUCCUAGUUCACUCUCAAUACUUGUUUGGGUUUACCAGGGUUCUCCCGUAUCUUCUUCAGCCACCAGAUACAACUCGUGGUGAUGUGUUGACAGCUUUACCUCUCUCUCAUCUGAUUGUCCAAGACGCGGGGCCAUAGACGAGAUGAAACCAUCACAAAUCAAUCAGUGACCUUUAUCCCAAUGGGAAGUAGUUCAAAGUACAUCUAUGAACCACCUUUGGAUCAGUAAUUUUUUGUUAUGUUAUGGACAUCCCACACAUUUUGCAGGAGUCCUAAAACAAGAGACAGCUCAGGAUCAGAUCAGGGAUGCCAUUUCUAUUAAUCACACCCUUACUGGUGAACCGAGAGGCAUGAUUGGAUAACAGAAUCCCAGAUGACACCUCUUCCAGGACAUUAGCCAGAGAAUCCAAAAAGGCCAGGUAAUCUGAACUGAUGUUCUGUGCAUAUACAGAAACAAGCGUCUGAGCCUUCCCCCGUGCAGUUUGAAAAUGCAGAAAUGUGACCCUCUCAUUCUCCAACUCCAACACCAAGACGCUCUGAGGACUUUUGAGGCAGAAAACCCAAAAUCAGUAGGGUCGCCAAACCCCACCACCACACCCCAGAUCUACAGAGAGAAGUUCAAAUUAUCAGAAUUUAAAAUUACAGUGUUUUAAACUUUUAUUUAUUUGAAAAGCAUGUGGAAAAUAACAAGAAGCUUUUAACAGUUUUUAAACAAUGAUCAUACACAGUAUUGUAGGACUUAGCUCACUACUUGUACUUCCUUUUUGCUUGACGCAUCAAUGCUUUGUCAGGAAGGACAGCUAAAUAUUGCAAACCAGGUUUAAAUGCUGAGCAAAUGGAAGCAACACAAUAAGCUUUUAAAAAGAAUGAUAGACAAUACCCUAAAAAUCCCACCAACCCCUAGAAAUAAAAAAGUAAAUCAGAGGAUGCAGCUAUUAAAGAAUCAUGUGUUAUAAGCAUGUGCAACAUGAGCCGGACCGCAGACACACUUUUAGAAAUCCACAUUCUCAUAAAUCACAGUUUCAUAUGUGAAGUUAAAUAUAUGUAAUGCUAAUUCCAUUAAGCUAACACUGGCUACGGCUUAGCAAUAGUUGCUAUCUUCUGUCAGACUGCCUGUUACCUAGUCAGUUUCUUCAUGGAUAUAGAUAUUUUUCACUAAACACUGAUGACGCUACUUUGUCUUGACCAACUGCUCUGCAGAAAAUGUUGACCUAGUUGUUCAGUAUGUGCAUAGAUUAACCCAGAUAAAUGCUUGAGGAUUUGAAGGCAUAGUUAACUUUUUUUCUCAAAAGUGGGCUUCUUUGGAGAACUCAUAAAGCCUAGUUUACGCUUCUCUGAGAUGUUUUCCUUUUGUACUUCUCCGCUGAUGUGUCCACAGACAUAAAUAUAUAUGACAGAUAUAUAUAUAUAUAUAUAUAUAUAUAUAUA
Molecule: messenger RNA, 5249 nt
Organism: Nothobranchius furzeri (turquoise killifish)
Lineage: Eukaryota; Metazoa; Chordata; Actinopteri; Cyprinodontiformes; Nothobranchiidae
Gene: scn4bb
Product: sodium channel, voltage-gated, type IV, beta b
Biological process (GO): regulation of ventricular cardiac muscle cell membrane repolarization; regulation of sodium ion transmembrane transporter activity; cardiac muscle cell action potential involved in contraction
Cellular component (GO): plasma membrane; voltage-gated sodium channel complex
Molecular function (GO): sodium channel regulator activity; transmembrane transporter binding
Source: RefSeq, a predicted model, not a curated record